AAAUUGCGCUUAUUUAAGGUUUCCCACUUAAGCAAAUUAAAGCGUAAACUUCCGACAUAUAUAAAUGGCGUGGAUUUGGACGACGGCGAUCGCAGCGAUCUCGUUAUUCCUCUACCUCCUUCAUCAAUGGCGGAACCCCUCAAACAAGAAGAAACUCCCUCCCGGCCCAAAAGGCCUACCGAUCAUCGGCCAUUUCCACUUACUAAGCAAGAAUCCUUACCACGAUCUUCACCGUCUAGCCCGCAAAUACGGCCCGAUCAUGUACACGCGCUUCGGCUCCAUCCCGACCAUCAUCGUCUCCUCCCCCUCCGCCGCCGAGCUCUUCUUAAAGACCCACGACCUCAGCUUCGCGAGCCGCCCCCACAGCGAGGCCGCCUACCACAUGGGCUACGAGCAGCGCAACAUCGUCUUCGGCCGCUACGGGCCCUACUGGCGCAGCAUGCGCAAGCUCUGCACGCUCGAGCUCCUCAGCGCCCUCAAGGUCGGCCAGUUCGAGCCGAUGAGGAGAGCGGAGCUCGCGAUCCUGGUGAGCUCGCUGAGGGAGGCGGCGGCGGCGCGUGAGGUGGUGGAUAUGAGCGCUAAGAUCAUGUCGACCAAUGCUGACAUGACGUGCUUGAUGGUGUUUGGGAGGAAGUUCGCGGAGAGGGAUUUCGACGAGAGGGGGUUUAAGGAGGUGAUGGUGGAGACGAUGGUGGAGUCGGCGGCGUUCAAUCUCGGCGACUAUUUCCCGUAUCUCAGGUGGCUGGAUCUCUGGGGAUCAGUGCGGCGGCUGAAGAAACUGAGCGUGAUCUUCGACGCAUUUCUCGAGAAGAUCAUCGACGAUCAUGUUGAGAGGAAGGAGAGGAGUCACGAUUUCGUGGAUACGAUGCUGUCGGUUCUCGACUCCGGCGAGGCGGAGGACGGGUUCAACCUCGAUCGCCGCAAUGUCAAGUCUAUCUUGCUGGAUAUGCUGCUGGCUGGAGUGGACACGUCAGCAGCAGCAGUGGAAUGGGCGCUGUCUGACCUAAUCAAGCAUCCAGAAGAAAUGAAGAAACUCCAGAAAGAUCUAGAAGAAGUUGUGGGGCCAAACCAAAUGGUGGAUGAAUCUCAUUUGUCAAAACUAAAAUACCUUGAUUGUGUGAUCAAAGAAUCCAUGAGGCUCCACCCGGUGGGCACGUUGCUCAUCCACGAGGCUAGGGAAGACUGCGAGGUCAGUGGGUUCCAUAUUCCGAACAAAGCAAGAAUUCUCGUGAACACAUGGGCCAUCGGGAGGGAUCCCGAAGCUUGGACCGACCCUGAGAGAUUUGACCCUGGCAGAUUUUUAGGUGGCAAUUUUGAUUUUCGGGGUCGAGAUUUUCAGUUCAUACCGUUUGGAUCGGGUAGAAGAAGUUGCCCCGGGUUGCAUUUAGGGCUGACCGUGGUUCGAUUGAUGUUGGCGCAGUUGGUUCAUUGCUUUAAUUGGGAGCUCCCUGAUGGAAUGGUGGCCGCUGAUCUGGACAUGUCUGAGCAUUUUGGUUUAGUCACCUCAAGGGCUAACCAUUUAAUGGCUAUACCGGUUUAUAAGUUGCACGUUUGACUAAAAGUACAAGAAUGUUUCUCAUUUCAUGUAUUUUUUCUUUUAAUGUUGUCUUAUGUAUAUUACAUGUAGAAAACCCUUGUUAGUGGCAUCGGUUGAUGCAUGGAUAUAUAUAUGAAUAAUGGUAUAUAGUAAUCUACAAUUAGAAUUUAUUGU
Molecule: messenger RNA, 1711 nt
Organism: Salvia miltiorrhiza (redroot sage)
Lineage: Eukaryota; Viridiplantae; Streptophyta; Magnoliopsida; Lamiales; Lamiaceae
Product: cytochrome P450 71AU50-like
Exons: 2
Coding region: 65-1555 (496 amino acids)
Molecular function (GO): iron ion binding; oxidoreductase activity, acting on paired donors, with incorporation or reduction of molecular oxygen; heme binding
Source: RefSeq, a predicted model, not a curated record